AUGGAGGUGCCACCGUCUGUGGAGAUCACCGACGGGCAGCGCCUUGAGACUGAGCAGCUGCAGGACGAGAGCAGUAUGGAUGGAGUACAGCAGACAGGGGAGCAGCAGAUUGGGGAGCAGCAGACAGGGAAGCAGCAGAGUGGGGAGCAGCAGAUAGGGGAGGAGCGGAUUGAGGAGCAGCAGAUGGUGGACCAGCAGCUCGGGGAGCAGCAGACAGGGGAGCCGCAGACAGGGGAGCAAGAGAUGUGGGGAAUUAGAGAUGGUGGUCGUGUGUUGGUUUCUGGGACGACCACUGCACCAGUGCGUCGCUCCACUCGCAUCACUCGUGGUGUCCCGCCUAACGCAUUGACGAGGUCUGGUGGUGUUAUGUCACUGCAGGAGAACCAACCGAUCUCGCUCAUCUGCAACCAUCAUGACCCGCAGUGGAUGGACAACAUCCGUUUCUUCCUCCACCACGGCGGGCUCCACUCCCUUGACCUCACCUUCACCACACCAGAGCACGUGGACACCCUGGGCCCCCUCAUUGCACGCUCCAGCGCCUCCCUCACAUCCCUGGGCCUCGAGUUGCAUGGUUGGCACAUAUGGCAGGAUCGCAAGGGGUUGGGCUUCCUGAAAGACUGCUUGCAGCUGCAGCGGCUGAAGCUGGGUCGGGGCAAGUGGAAACUGAAUGGGAGUUGUGCGAAUGCAGCGUGGGUGCAGUCGCUGCGCAGUCUGACCCUCACAUACAUGCAGCACAUUGAAUUGGAGUAUGAGUUUCUGGACGCCAUCACGCCGCAGCUUACGGAAUUUACUCUCUACCAGGUCUCCCACCUCCUCCACUCUGGCACCAUCCGCCACAGUUUCAGUUUCUCCAAUGCACGCAUUCUCCGCUUCCUCUUCCAGGACACGAAACUCUUUUUUUCUCUCAACCUCGCAGCCUCCCUCACAACCCUCUCUGUCAUGGGUGGCUUUGUCGAGCUCACCUGCCAUUCGGACAGCCCUUUCGCUCUCCACCAGCUCCUUCUUUAUGCCCGUUCCGAACUCCGUACCUCCCUCCUCUGCUUCGCAUCUGUCAAGGUCAUCUACUUGGAUGCUCAUGCCGAUUACCAGUCCGUGUGCCAGUCCCUCCAAGAGUUCUCCACCGACCCACCUUCACAGGACAUUCCCAGUGCCAGCUCAGAUCGCUCUUGGAUGAGCUGGCUCCACACAGUUGCACCUACAGUGGAGGUGCUUAUAGUGGAGCAUGUGGUCCCUUUCACUGAAAUGAAUGUGGAGUGGCAUAGCCUGCGCAGCCUUGGGAUUGUCGUGCUGUACUCGGAGGGUGGGGAGAUUGAUAAGGAUCGGGAGACUUCCGUGGAGGGCGUUUAUCGUUUGAACACGCUGGAUGAACGAGAAUUUGACGAUGGGACUGGAUAUGCCGACGAUCCUGACCCGGACGAGCUGAUGGGCCCUCCUUCCAUCAAGGCCCCAAACCUGGAAGCCCUCUUCUUUCCAAGUGAAGGCAAGAAUGGUGGUGGUGGUGGUGGUGGUGGUGGUGGUGGUGGUGGUGGUGGUGGUGGUGGUGGUGGUGGUGGUGGUGGUGGUGGUGGUGGUGGUGGUGGUGGUGGUGGUGGUGGUGGUGGUGGUGGUGGUGGUGGUGGUGGUGGUGGUGGUGGUGGUGGUGGUGGUGGUGGUGGUGGUGGUGGUUUUUUUGGCAAUGCAAGAUACACUAUAGCAGCGCAUACAAGCAUGAACAAUCGUAACUGUAGCCGAUGGGCCUAG
Closterium sp. NIES-65 is the source of this 1740-nucleotide messenger RNA. The record is from the annotation of a GenBank genome assembly. Lineage: Eukaryota; Viridiplantae; Streptophyta; Zygnematophyceae; Desmidiales; Closteriaceae.